This is a messenger RNA of Aethalodelphis obliquidens (Pacific white-sided dolphin), 5916 nucleotides long. RefSeq names its product myosin heavy chain 15 (gene MYH15). Gene Ontology annotation, molecular function: ATP binding; actin filament binding; microfilament motor activity. NCBI's taxonomy places the organism in Eukaryota, Metazoa, Chordata, Mammalia, Artiodactyla, Delphinidae. Gene Ontology annotation, cellular component: myosin II complex; myosin filament; cytoplasm. The record is from RefSeq and is a predicted model, not a curated record.
AUGUGGUGGAUCCCUUUAAGGAGGAUGGACCUGUCAGAGCUUGGCGAGGCCGCGGCCUAUCUCAGAAGAAGUGAGGCUGAGCUGCUUCUGCUCCAGGCCACGGCCUUCGAUGGGAAGAAGAAAUGCUGGAUUCAUGAUGUGAAGAAUGCUUAUGUUGAGGCUGAGAUUAAAGGGGGUGGAGAUGAUGACAGUAUAAUUGUUGAGACAACAGAUGGAAAGAGUCUGAGUGUCAAGGAGGACGAAAUCCAGCAGAUGAAUCCCCCAGAGUUUGAAAUGAUUGAAGACAUGGCAAUGCUGACUCACCUCAAUGAAGCAUCUGUGCUGCAUGCCCUGAAGAGGCGCUAUAACCAUUGGAUGAUCUAUAUAUAUUUGGGUCUCUCCUGUGUGAGCCUCAAAAGUGGCUUCCAGUAACACAGAGCAGUGGCAGCCAUCUACAAAGGGAAGAGGCGAUCAGAGGCUCCCCCUCACAUCUUCGCUGUGGCCAAUAAUGCCUUUCAAGAUAUGCUGCACAAUCGAAAGAAUCAGUCUGUACUCUUCACCAACCAGAAUGGGGCAGGCCAAGUUAGCUGUGUCAUUGAACUGUGUCAUAUUAUCCAGUACUUUGCCACCAUAGCAACCACGGGUGAAUCCGAAGAAAAGCCAGGGACUCUACAAAAUCAAAUCAAAUGAGUGAAUCCUGUCUUGGAAGCAUUUGGAAAUGCCAAAACCCUGAGAAAUGACAACUCCUCUCGCUUUGGCCAGUUCAUCGGGAUGCACUUUUGUGCCAGAGGCAAGCUGUCAUCUGCAGACAUCGACAUCUAUUUGCUUGAAAAAUCCUGGGUUGUUUUCCAGCAGCCUGGAGAGAGGAACUACCAUAUAUUCUAUCAAAUUCUGUCUGGGAAAAAAGAACUUCAUGAUAUGCUCCUUGUGUCUGAAAAUCCCUCUGACUUUCACUUUUGCUCUCAUGGAGCAGUUGCUCUGGAGAGCUCAGAUGAUGCUGAAGAAUUGCUGGCCACAGAUCAAGCCAUGGACAUUUUGGGCUUUCUUCCUGAUGAGAAGUACGGAUCCUACAAACUCACUGGAGCCAUCCUGCACUUCAGAAACAUGAAAUUUAAACAGAAGCCCAGAGAAGAGCAAGUGGAAGCAGAUGGCACAGAAAAUGCUGACAAAGCUGCUUUCCUCAUGGGCGUUAACUCCUCUGAGCUGGUGAAGGGCUUGAUCCAUCCUAGAAUCAAAAUUGGUAAUGAAUAUGUUACUAGAGUCGUUGGAGCACAUUCUGCUUCCAGGCUUGGAGACUGUCCAGCUGAAAGUCACUCCUACUUGGAGUCCAUCAGAAACCUGCUACUACAGCAGUGCCUUUGCAUCACGGCAACAGGAUCUGCAUCUGUACAGCAGCAGCAGGCACAGAGGUUGGAGCUGUCCCUAUGUAGGAGUUGUUCCACGUGUAGAUGUAUUUCUGAUGUAUUUGUGGGGAGGAAGGUGAUCUCCAUGUCUUACUUGUUCACCAUCUUGAAGCUAAUCUUCAUUGGCAUUCUUGACAUCGUUGGUUUUGAGAUGCUUAAUUAUAACAGCCUUGAAGAAAUUUGCAUUAAUUUUACCAUUGAAAAUUUACAACAGUUCUUCAGUCAGCACAUGCUGGUUUUGAAGCAAGAGGAAAAGAGGAGAGAAGGCACUGACUGGGUGUCCAUUGAGUUUGUCCUGGACUUGCAAGCCUGCAAAGAUCUCAUUGAGAAGCCAAUGGGCAUCUUUUCCAUCCUUGAAGAGGAAUGUAUGUUUCAUCAGGCUGCAGAUGUGACUUUCAAGACCAAACUUUCUGACAACCAUUUUGGAAAGCCAGUUCAUUUCCAGAAGCCCAAGCCUGACAAUAAGAAGAAAGAUGAAGCUCACUUUGACCUUGUCCAUUGUGCAGGAGUGGUGCCUUAUAACAUCAGUGGCUGGCUCGAAAAGAACAAAGCCUUUCUUAAUGAAACAGUGGUGGCUAUAUUUCAGAAGUCGUCCAACAGACUCCUGGCAAAACUCUUUGAAAAUUACAUCAGUACCAGCACUGCUCUACAGUUUGGGGAGAAGAAAGGCAAGAAAGGAGCUUCAUUCCAAAUGGUUGCAUCUCUGCAUAAAGAAAACCUAAAUAAGUUGAUGACUAACCUGAAAUCAACAGCACCUCAUUUGAGAUGCAUAAAUCCCAAUGUGAACAAAAUGUCAGAUGUAAUGGAUGCUUAUUUGGUUCUACAGCAGCUGCGCUGUAAUGGUGUCUUGGAAGGGAUCAGGAUAUGCAGUGAAGGUUUUCCAAACCGACCCGCUUAUGCUGAUUUUAAACAAAGGUACUACAUUCUGAACCAAAGGGCCUUUCCAAAGAGCAAGUUUGUGAGCAGCAGAAAAGCAGCUGAAGAAUUACUUGGCUCCUUGGAGAUAGACCAUACACAGUAUCACUUUGGAAUCACUAAGGUGUUUUUAAAAGCCGGCUCUCUGGGCCAACUGAAAGCAAUGAGAGAUGAGAGACCAUCUAAAGUCUUUACAUUGUUCCAAGCCAGGGUACGGGGAAAAUUGAUGCAAAUCAAAUUCCAGAGGAUUCUGGGAGAGAGGGAUGCACUUCUUUUGAUCCAGUGGAACGUAAGAGCUUUCAUGGCUGUGAAGGGCUGGCCGUGGAUGAGGCUCUUCUUCAAGAUCAAACCUUUUGUUAGAUCUGCUGGAACGGGAAAGGAGGUAGCUGGACAGGAAGAGUGUGUGCAGCUGCAAAAAGCGUUGGCGAAAUCAGAAUCUCCGAGGGAGGAGCUGAAAGCCAAGCAAAUCUCCCUACACCAGGAAAAGAAUGACUUGCUUCUUCAGCUGCAGGCUGUGCAAGAGACCCUGGCAAAUGCUGAAGAGCAGCGCGAGUCGCUGAUUAAAUCCAAGAUCCAGCUGGAGGCCAGCGUCCAGGCGCUGCCUGCGUUGGGGGUUGGGGAGGAAGAAGAGGAGGUAAAUUCCCAGCUGACUGCCGGAGGGCGGAGACUCGGAGAUGAAUGUUCCGCGUCGAAGAAGAAAGAAAUGGAUGACCUGGAGACACUAUUGGCAAAGUCACAGAAGGAGAAGCGUGCUUCAGAGUACAAGGUUAAGAAUCUGACUGAGGAGGUGGAGUCUCUCAGUGAGGACGUCAGCAAACUUCAGCGAGCAGCCAGGGCGCGGGAGGCCUGCCAGCGGACCCUGGAGGACCUGCACGCGGAAGAGGAGAAAACCCUCACCCUGAGCAAAACCAAGCUGACACUAGAGCAGCCAGAGAACGAGCUUGAGGGUGCCCUUGAACAGGAGAGCAAAGAGAGAGUGAACUGGGAAAAGGAAAAGUGCAAACUGGAGGGCGAGGUAAAGCUGAACCGGGAAAGCAUGGAGGACCUGGAGAGCAGGCAGCUGCAGCUAGCAGGAAAGCUGAGGAGGAAAUAAUUAGAAAUGAAUCAGAUGAGCUCAAAGGUGGAGAAUGAGAAAGGCCUGGUGGCUCAGCUUCAGAAGAUGGUUAAAGAGCUCCAGGCUCAGAUACAGGUUUUGAAAGACGAACUGGAAGCUUAAAGGACCACUCGAGCCAAGGUAGAAAAGGAGAGAACUGACCUCAGAGAGCUGGAAGACCUGAAUGAGGGGCUGGAGGAGACAGCAGGGGCCAGGUUGGCUCAACUGGAAAUAACUAAGAAACAAGAAACAAAAUUCCAGAAGCUCCGCUGAGACAUGGAAGAGUCCACACUGCACUUUGAGGCAACCUCUGCCUCUUUGAAGAAGAGGCACGGAGACAGCCUGGCUGAGCUGGAGAGCCAGGUAGAAAAUCUACAACGGGUCGAGCAGACACUGGAAAAAGACAAGAGUGACCUGCAGCUCAAAGUGAAUGAUGUCCUGACCCAUGUUGAGCAGAUGACCAGAGCUAAGGGUAAUUCUGAGAAGCUCUGUAGUCUGUGAGAGCACUUGAAUGAAGAAAAUGCAAAACUAGAUGAAGUGACUCAGUUGGCAAAUGAUCUGACAGCACAGAAAACAACGCUACGGAGUGAAAAUGGUGAGUUCCUAAAAAGGCUAGAAGAAAAGGAAGCUCUGAUAAACCAACUUUCCAGGGAAAAUAUUACCUUCACUCUGCAGAUUCAAGACCUGAAAUGGCAAUUGGCAGAAGAGACCAAAUCACAGAGUGCCCUGGCCCAGGCCGUGAAGUCGGCCAAGCGUGACUGUGACCUGCUAUGAGAGCAGUACCAGGAAGAACAAGAGGCCAAGGCUGAGCUGCUCUGGGCCCUGUUCAGAGACAAUGCUUAAAUUGUUAAGUGGAGAACCAAGUAUGAAGACGACACCAUCCGGAGCACUGAGGACUUGGAGGAUGCCAAGAAGAAGCUGGCAAUUCGGUCGCAGGAGGCUGCCGAAGCCAUGGGGGUGGGCCAUGCCAGAAGGGCCUCCCUGGAGAGGGCCAGGCCCCGACCAUAGCUCGAGCUCGGGGACACCCUGUCGCAUCGUGGGAAGGUGCACCGCGCGGCUGCUGCGCUGGACCGGUGGCAGCAGCACUUCAACCAGUGCCUGCACGGCUGGAGGCGGGAGCACGAGUAGCCUCAGGCGAUGCCCGACGCCCCGCAGGAGGCCCGGGCCCUCAGCGCCCGGCUCCUCGAUCUCAGGCACACCUACGAGGAGAGCGCCGCGAGCCAGCGGACCCUCCGAAGGGAGAACAAGAACCUGAAGGAAGAGAUUUCUAAUCUGAAAAAUCAGAUGAAAGAAGGAAAGAAGAACUUAAGUGAAAUGGAAAAGAUCAAGAAGUAGAUUGAACAAGAAAAGACUGAAGUCCAAAUGGCAUACCUCGGAAGAGGCCGAGCUCUGGAACGCAACGAAAGCAAGAUUCUUCAUCUGCAGCUUGAACUCUCAGAAACUAAAGCGGAAAUUGAAAGAAAGCUUUCAGAGACAGAUGAAGAGAUAGAAAAAUGUAGGAGGAAGCAGCAGUGUGCUAUUGACUCCCUGCAGUCGAGUCGGAGCAGAAUUGAGGGCACUGGGCUGAAGAGGAGCAUGGAAGGGGACCUCACUGAGAUGGAACUCCAGCUCAGCCGUGUCAACCGCCAGGUGUCAGAGGCAACCAAAUCCCUGGGCCAGCUUCAGCUCCAGAUCAAGGACCUUCGGGCGCAGCUGGAGGACAGCACACGCCUGAACAGUGAGCUGAAGCAGCAGUUGGCGGUGGCCGAGCUGCGUAACGCUCUUCUCCAGGCUGAACUCAAGGAGCUGAGGGCCUCGCAUGAGCAGACAGAAUGCGGGCGCAGGCUGGCAGAGGAAGAGCUCCUGAAAGCCACAAAAAAAAUCAAUCUUUUCCACACCCAGAACACGAGUCUCCUCAGCCAGAAGAAACUGGAGGUUGAUGUUGCCAGGAUGCAGAAGGAAGCUGAAGAGGUGAUGCGAGGGUGUCAAAGUGCAGAAGACAAAGCCAAGAAGCCACCUACAGAGGUAGCAAACACGUCAGAAGAACUGAUGAAGGAGCAAGACACCAAUGCCCGCUUGGAGAGGAUGAGAGAGAACAUGGAGCGGAGAGACUUACAGGAAAGGCUGGAUGACGCUGAGCAGACUGUCGUGAUAGGGAAUAGAAAGCAAAGCCAGAAACUCGAAUCCAGGGUCUGUGAACUGGAUGGUGAACUGGAAAGCGAAGUCCGACGCAUCGCGGAGGCCCAGUGGGGAGCCCGCAGGUUUGAGCGAUGCAUCAAAGAGCUGACCCACCAGGAAGCAGAAGCUAGUCCAUAACUUUCCAAGUAUAAGAAGCAGCAACAUGAGUAGAAUGAAGCUAAGUAAAGGGCAGAGAUAGCCGAAUCUCAAGUUAAUAAGCUCAAGAUUAAAGCAAAAGAGUUUGGGGAAAAGGUACGUCAGAUAUUCAGCUCUGCUCUAACUUUUAAAGCAUUUGUGUUUCAGGUUCAUGUCUUCACAUGGAAAUUUCUUGUUUCUCUCUUAAAGGCUUUUAAAAAACUACAUCAAUAA